AUGAAUCCAUACGUCUCGUGGUCACUUGCUGCCCUCUAUUACCUCAUAUAUCCUGUCUACUUUCUACUUUGUUCUAUUGCAAUAAUCCUAAACACUCUGCUCUCGCCAAUCACCAGUCUGUUGCUCUUCUUGCUCCAGCCACUGGUCCUGUUUGCUCAGCUGCUUGCUUACUGCGCUCUUGUUCCAUUGCGAUUCUUGCAGAAAUUCGAGACAAUCUACAUUUAUCUGGGUCUUGCCUCUAUCACUGGCAUUUCAUGUGGCUUGUUGCUGCAUUUCGUUUAUUCCUUCUUGCAUUCGAAUCUGCACCUCGCUUCUGAGCCUGCUGUCCGAGGGCCUACCUCAAGACAAUACCGUGCUUCGCGCAGACGCAAAGAAGCUAUGCUCUCUCCUACCUUGUCCAUGUCCAGUGUACUCGACACCCCAGGUGCAGGCAGAUAUGGUCUGCUGGCUCAGACUAUUCACGAGGAAGACUCUGACUUCUGA
Aureobasidium melanogenum CBS 110374 is the source of this 483-nucleotide messenger RNA. RefSeq lists its product as uncharacterized. Lineage: Eukaryota; Fungi; Ascomycota; Dothideomycetes; Dothideales; Saccotheciaceae. The record is from RefSeq and is a predicted model, not a curated record. Bases 1 to 483 code for a protein of 160 amino acids. The transcript is spliced from 2 exons.